Molecule: messenger RNA, 1430 nt
Organism: Myiozetetes cayanensis
Lineage: Eukaryota; Metazoa; Chordata; Aves; Passeriformes; Tyrannidae
Gene: GPX2
Product: glutathione peroxidase 2
Exons: 2
Biological process (GO): response to oxidative stress
Molecular function (GO): glutathione peroxidase activity
Source: RefSeq, a predicted model, not a curated record
GCGGUGAUCAAUAAUUGACAGGGAUCGGGGGCAGCCAGGACGGUGUCCCCUUUCCAGGCUGGGCACGGGAAUAUGGAGCGUGGGACCCGUGGGGUGCCACGGCCAACACCAGUGGGAUGGGUGGUUACUGGGAUGACGGUCACCAGCAUAGAGGUGGACACCGAGAUGCUGCCGGACACUGGGAUGGGCAGGUACAAGGACAAUGGUGGGCACCACUGUGGAUGGGCCCAAGGACUGAGCUGGCACUGGGACCAGCGGGCCCUGGGACUGGUGGGCACUGGGAUGGCAGCGCAGGAGUCCCCAGAGGCGAUGCCAAGGCAGCGCCAGGCCAGAAGUGCUGGGGCACCCGUCCCUCCUGUCCUCCACCCCACACAGCCCCAGCUCCCAGUUAUUCCCCGAUUCCCACCAGCAUUCCCAAACCUCGGGAACACGCCGUGCCAGGCCGGCAGCAACCCACAUCCUGCGGGCACUGGGACGAGCAGCCGCACCGCACCGUGCCAUGAAUUAUUGAGGCAGGUGGAGCAUCGCCCUGGCCCUGCGCCACCUUCCUCCUUCCACGGGUGGGACGGGCAGCUCCGAUUUCUCCCAAGCCGCGGCGGGGCCCGCAGACCUUUGGACCAUGACGUGGGAGCCGGGAAGCCCUUAAGAGGCGGUGCGGGCGCGCGGGGGAGGCAGCCGCGCCCGCAGCCAUGAGCGUCCCCAUCGCCAAGUCCUUCUACGACCUGAGCGCCACCUCCCUGCACGGGGAAAAGGUGGAUUUCGGCGUUUUCCGGGGCCGCGUGGUCCUGAUAGAAAACGUGGCGUCGCUCUGAGGCACCACGGUGCGGGAUUACACCCAGCUCAACCAGCUCCAAGCCCGCUACCCCCGGCGGCUGGUCGUGCUGGGCUUCCCCUGUAAUCAGUUUGGCUACCAGGAGAACGGCACCAACGAGGAGAUCCUCAACACCCUGAAGCACGUGCGGCCCGGGGGCGGCUUUGAACCCAACUUCACCCUGUUCCAGAAGUGCCAGGUGAACGGCAGCGACACCCACCCCGUGUUCGCCUACCUCAAGGCUCACCUGCCCGCGCCAGCCGACGAGGCUGCACACCUGAUGUCCGAGCCCCGCUUUGUCACCUGGAGCCCCGUGCGGCGCUCCGACAUCUCCUGGAAUUUCGAGAAGUUCCUAGUGGGGCCCGAGGGGGAGCCGUUCCGGCGCUACAGCCCCCGCGUGCCCACGGCGCAGCUGGAGCCCGACAUCCAGCGCCUCCUCAAGCUGGCCAAGUAACCCCAGCUCCGGCACGGCCCCGGCUCCGAUGUGAUCCCAGCUCUGCGGUCACCCUGGGGUGGCCCCAGCUCUCCGCAGGGUGACAGCCCCCUCUGAAACCGCCGUGGGGAGGGGGCUCGAUAGGGGCGGAGGGUUGGAGCCUCUGGGGCGGCACGGGCUGGGGGC